This is a messenger RNA of Pimephales promelas (fathead minnow), 1651 nucleotides long. The record is from RefSeq and is a predicted model, not a curated record. Lineage: Eukaryota; Metazoa; Chordata; Actinopteri; Cypriniformes; Leuciscidae.
UCAUUAUGAGCACCAUCACAUCCAACUUGACCAAAUGGCAGAAGAAAAAGCUCUGCUCCUUGCUCAGCCAUUUCAGACUGUCCCUGCUGUUCAAAGCCAGUGUGCAUGGCUACCAUGUCAAUACAUUUCACCAAAAGUGUUAUACUCAGGGGCCAACUGUUAUUGUAGCUUACAAUAAGUCCGGAUAUGUUUUUGGAGCUUUUACUAGCAAAAAUUAUGGUCAAACAGGCCAAAAUGUUGUGGAUGACAAAGCUUUUCUCUUCAGCUUUAAUGACAAAGAGGUUAACGAAGCUCCUCUCCGUGUGUUCAGUGGAAAUCCCCAGUAUUCUUUCACUGACAAUGGUCCGAACUUCGAUUCUUUAAGGUUUCUGUACAAUAACACUGCCACCGUCUACAGUAAUCCAGGAACAUACACAUUCGAUCCACAGAAGAUGCAUGGGAAUGACUUACAGCUGACUGAAUGCGAGGUGUACAGAGUUGAAGACUGUGGAGGACUCUUGGAGAAACCAUGGAGAAAUGUGCAGUGGACCUCUGAGAGAAGGAAGGAGCUUUUGAGCAUCAUCUCAGGCUGGAAGCCUUUUGUUAGCUCGGUUAAACAGGCUCGUAUUCUACUGGUGGGUCCUGUUGGUGCUGGGAAAUCAAGCCUCUUCAACUCUAUCAACUCUGUAUUCAAGGGUUAUGUGAGCAGCCAGGCCAACACUGGCACUGCUGGAACCAGUUUGACUACUCAGUUCCGUACCUACCACAUAAGGCCAGGCAGCGGUGUCAGCCAUGUUCCCUUCUCUCUGUGUGACUCGAUGGGUCUGGAGGAGGGUUUGAACAGCGGUCUGGCUGUAGAUGAUUUUGCCAGUAUUUUGAAGGGUCACAUUCAAGACAAGUAUCAGUUUAACCCAUCGAUGCCUAUACAGCCAGACUCCCCUCAUUUCCACAAAUCUCCUGGCUUGAAGGACAAGAUUCACUGUGUGGUAUAUGUGAUAGACGCCAGCAAAGUCACGCUCCUCUCUGACAAAAUGAAUGACAAGUUUGCGGUUUUUCGAAAGAAAACCAACCAGCUCGGUAUUCCUCAGCUGGUUCUGCUCACUAAGGUGGAUGAGGCCUGUCCGUUAGUGGCUGAAGACCUGAAAAAUGUCUACCAGAGCCACUAUAUCAACAAAAUGGUGCAGGAGGUGAGCGCUCAGCUUGGAGUUUCUAUGUCUGCUGUGAUUCCAGUGAAAAACUACUGCCAAGAACUGGAAAUAGACCCUCAAACUGACAUAUUGCUUCUAAGCGCUGUUGUUCAGAUACUCAGAGCCGCCGAGGGCUUUUUUGAUGAUUUUUACAAUCCAGAGGAGAGGUCUGAGUAGAAGGUUCUGGAUGUAUAUUAAAAUUAGCUAAUCGUACCUCUUUGUUUACAGAAUUCAUAUUGUUUUAGGUGACAAAUGCAUCUUUGUUUGUGUAAGGUCUGUUGACAUUUCUACCAUUGCUCUUAACAUGCAAACUAUUGCUAAUCCAAAACAUGCCAUCAGAUGUCCAAUAUUCAAAGCUUUCUUCUCAGUUUGAGAGAAAAAUGUGUAGUUUAAAAUUGAAAUAAAGGUCUCAUGAAGUUUAUUGGUUGUAGAAGAUAAUGAAAGAAAUACAUUCACAUUGUACAAUACCAACAAUGACCCGUAAA